This is a messenger RNA of Fukomys damarensis (Damara mole-rat), 1821 nucleotides long. It is a transcript of the gene Bak1, whose product is annotated as BCL2 antagonist/killer 1. Gene Ontology annotation, cellular component: mitochondrial outer membrane. The coding region runs from base 388 to 1026 and encodes 212 amino acids. The transcript has 5 exons. Lineage: Eukaryota; Metazoa; Chordata; Mammalia; Rodentia; Bathyergidae. Gene Ontology annotation, biological process: regulation of apoptotic process; extrinsic apoptotic signaling pathway in absence of ligand; intrinsic apoptotic signaling pathway in response to DNA damage. The record is from RefSeq and is a predicted model, not a curated record. Gene Ontology annotation, molecular function: protein heterodimerization activity; protein homodimerization activity.
CUCCUGAUGGUCGGAGUGUCACAGUCCCUCUAGCGGCUGCACUGGAGGGCAGGUGCCCUCCAGCCAGCCAAGGGGAAGUGGCCUUCUAGGCUGGAGGUGGCCAGCUCAUGGCCACAGGUGCUAAGAGGGCCCUGGAGGCCCCGGGAGCCAUGUGUGAAAUGUGCCACGAAAGCCAAGGCAGGGCUGAGCCUUGCCCUUCUGGGACACAGGCAGCCUGUCGGAUGGGGCCCCACACUCCACAGUGUGUGCCCUGCUGUCCCCUGCUGGGAGUGGGGCCUCCCGUGCAGCCAUGGCGGCCUCUCUAGGGACCAUCCAGUGUCUCCUGUCCAGCCCCAUCUCGCUUUUCCCACCCACAGGCUAACACUGUCACUGGCUGAGACCUAAAAGAUGGCAUCCAACCAAGGCCCCGGUCCCCCUGGUGAGGGCUGCGAGGAGGCCCCCGGGCCAUCGUUAGCUGAGCAGCAGGUGGCCCGGGACACCGAGGAGGUUUUCCAAAGCUACGUGUACUACCGCCACCGGCAGGAGCAGGAGGCCGAGGGCGCGGCCGCCCCUGCUGACCCUGAGAUGGAGACCCUGUCCCUAGAGCCAAGCAGCACCCUGGGCCAGGUGGGUCGGCGACUGGCCAUCAUCGGGGAUGACAUCAACCGGCGCUACGACGCUGAGUUCCAGAACCUGCUGCGGCAGCUGCAGCCCACAGCCGAAAACGCCUACGACCUCUUCAUCAGGAUCGCAUCCAGGCUGUUUAAGAGCGGCAUCACCUGGGGCCGUGUGGUGGCGCUCCUGGGUUUUGGCUAUCGCCUGGCCCUGCACGUCUACCAGCACGGCCUGUCUGGCUUCCUGGGCAAGGUGACCAGGCUGGUGGUGGACUGCAUGCUGCACUACUGCAUUGCUGGGUGGAUCGCACAGAGAGGCGGCUGGGUGGCAGCCCUGGACUUGGGCAACGGCCCCAUCCGGAACGUGCUGCUAGUCCUGGCUGUGGUUCUGUUGGGGCAGUACGUGGUACGAAGGUUCUUCAAAUCAUCGUGACUCCAGGGGGCGCUUUGGGGCCCCAGCUGAGACCCCUGCCUGCAUUUCAGCCCAGACUUCUCCCUCUCCUCUCCCCCACAGGGGUCCCCCCACCCCAAGAGUACGGAACCGUUAGCAAGGGGGCACUCCGACAUGAGGGGCUCCUGCCUGGGGUCACUCGGGCUGCACAGGAGCCCCAACACUGCGUGGUGCUAACUGGGCCCCAGCCUGUGGGGGUGCUGUAGCUCCCUUCUCCGCUCUCCAAGACCCCUCACCCCUGCCUGCUGGGCAGUAGGAGACAAGAGCCUGGGGUCUGGUCCUUCCCGGAGGCUUUUAAUGGUUUUAGCUUGUCUUUAUAUUCCCUUGGGAGAUGCCCUGAUCCCCACCACCCUGCCUGAGGUCAGGACACCCAAGGUGCAGGUCUACCCUGUCCCCAGGACACAGCUGGUCUGGAAGGUCAGAGCCUGGGGGGUGGGACACGAACCCGGCACAGCUCCUGGGGGGCAGGCUGGCUCGGAUGGGGGCCUAGGUCCUGCUCCCCGCCCCAUACUGCCUCUGUGGUUGGGCUCUCAGGGAUUCUGGGCUGGGCUUGGGGCGGGGCUGGGGUCAGGGUCGGAGCUCUCUGCAGUGUCCGUCAGAACCACCAAGCCUGGCCCUGUCCUGGUCCGCGCCCAUCCCCUCACCGAAUAGCCACUGGCUCCACGCCAGUCGCUGUAGGACCCAUAGUGUAGGUGGGGGCCCUGGUCCUGCUCCCCAAGGGCCCUUCUCAUGAGCUCUCUGAGGACCCUCUGACGGGGCUGCAGUGCCUUGGUUAAU